Messenger RNA from Abrus precatorius (Indian licorice), 1009 nucleotides. Its product is annotated as 60S ribosomal protein L7-4-like. Gene Ontology annotation, biological process: maturation of LSU-rRNA from tricistronic rRNA transcript (SSU-rRNA, 5.8S rRNA, LSU-rRNA). Gene Ontology annotation, molecular function: RNA binding; structural constituent of ribosome. NCBI's taxonomy places the organism in Eukaryota, Viridiplantae, Streptophyta, Magnoliopsida, Fabales, Fabaceae. The record is from RefSeq and is a predicted model, not a curated record. The transcript is spliced from 7 exons. Gene Ontology annotation, cellular component: cytosolic large ribosomal subunit. Bases 66 to 800 code for a protein of 244 amino acids.
CAUAUAAAACCCAAAGAAUUCGCGGCUUACUGAACUUCCGCCGCAGUAAGCAGCAUAGCGUCGAGAUGGCCAAAGAGGAAGCGAAAACAGUGGUUCCGGAAUCGGUGGUAAAAAAACAGAAACGGAAUGAAGAAUGGGCUUUGGCGACCAAUCAGGAACUCGAAGCCGCAAAGAAGAAGAGGUUCCAAACGCGGAAACUCAUUUUCAACAGAGCCAAACAGUACGCAAGUGAAUACGAAGAACAGCAAAAGGAGUUGAUUAGGUUGAAGCGUGAAGCCAAGCUUAAGGGAGGGUUUUAUGUGGACCCUGAGGCUAAGCUCUUGUUCAUUAUAAGGAUCCGAGGUAUCAAUGCUAUGCACCCCAAAACAAGGAAGAUUUUGCAGCUUCUGCGUUUGAGACAGAUAUUUAAUGGUGUCUUUCUUAAAGUUAACAAAGCAACCAUGAAUAUGCUGCACAGGGUAGAGCCCUAUGUUACCUAUGGGUACCCUAAUUUGAAGAGUGUAAGAGAAUUGAUUUACAAGAGGGGAUACGGAAAAGUUAACAAGCAGAGGGUUGCUUUAACAGACAACUCUAUUAUUGAACAGACUUUAGGAAAGAAUGGGAUUAUUUGCGUUGAAGAUCUGAUCCAUGAGAUAAUGACUGUUGGACCUCACUUCAGAGAGGCUAACAAUUUUCUAUGGCCCUUCAAGCUCAAAGCUCCCCUGGGUGGUUUGAAGAAGAAAAGAAAUCAUUAUGUUGAAGGUGGUGACGCUGGCAACAGGGAAGAUUACAUAAAUGAGCUUAUUAGAAGGAUGAAUUAGAUUGUCAUAUCGUCGUUCGUAUAAAUUUAUUGAGGCUGAGACAUUAGUUAUUCCAGUUUUGCUUUUAAGGAUUUUUUAUUUUAAAUUUGAAUGUUUGAGCUGAUGGGGAUAUUAAUUCGUUGCUUGCGAUGCAAUGUAUGGUUCCUUAGCUGAUGGAGAGAAGUUACUAAAUUUGAAUUUUGAUGCUUAAUAUUGCAAAUCCAUUGGGC